GAGCUACGCCAGCGCAAGACGGGGAAGUCGGUCACCAGCUCGUGUCCCGACGGUUGGACUCACUACAGGAGACGCUGCUACGUGGUCAGCACGUCUGUGGCGAGCUGGGGCAGUGCAGAGAGGACCUGCUCACUGCUAUUUAACAGCAGCCUGACCAGCGUGCGCUCCAGAAGAGACAUGACCUGGCUGUGGAAGUUUGCAGGGAGGAAGCCAUUUUGGAUCGGUCUGUCUGGAGGUCCCGGUCGCUGGAUGUGGGCUGACGGUCGCUCUGUGUCCUUCUCCAGACUGAGGGGGGCGCCGCCGGGCAGCAGUGAGUCCGACGUAGGCUCUGACUGCGUGCUGGUCGAAACGCCCCGAAGCUGGAUCUCCACGAGCUGCUCCCCUGAAACCCAGCACACGUUUAUCUGCUCCUCUUCGGCUCACACUCACUGAGACGCGCUCAGCUGAUUCACUGCUACCCGUCCGUACAACCUCUGUGAACAUGUUACAUAUUUAAUGACACGCUACGAUGCUGCUCUGUACAUUAGUUUAUAUUUUUGUCAUAAUAAAGAUUGAUGCACAACCCAAAAUGAGACUCUUUAUUUAAGAACUAA
This is a messenger RNA of Labrus bergylta (ballan wrasse), 593 nucleotides long. NCBI's taxonomy places the organism in Eukaryota, Metazoa, Chordata, Actinopteri, Labriformes, Labridae. The record is from RefSeq and is a predicted model, not a curated record.